AGAGCAGAGGAGCGGUCUCUGAUUGCGGGCGUCGGGGCUUUAAAAGCGGGCGUCACCUCGCGGCUCCGCAUCAGCAUCUUCAGGCGAGAAGACAGCGGAGCGAGCAGAGGAGAUUCGUCAAGACAUCUAGAGAGAAACAUAAGAAAAACUGGAAAAAGAACGAUUAAUCAUUUGCGAUGAUGUCACUGCAGAAGCCUCCCCUCCGACGCAGUGCAUCGACUGUAGAAUCAACCAAUCACAGCGGGCCUAUAUUGACUCCGCCCACCUCUCUCAACUUACGCUCCUCCCACAACCUGCAGCUGAGCUGCGACACCAUAAAGGAGGGCGUGGUCACCGUUUCCAAGGAAACACAAAACUCGAAGAGUCGGCAUAAAUAUGCCCUGACCAAUAUCCAAAAUGCCAUGGGUUUGAGCCAAAACCCCGCCCCUUUUACCCAAAGCCACGCCUCCUCCGACCGAAAACCCGCCCACCCCACGAAAUCCGCCUCCUCCUCAUCCCUCUACUGCUCCUCGCUCUCCUUCUCCACCUCAAAUCCCAAACUAGCCAAAAACGGCACAAACCUUCAGCUCAAAGAGGAGCAGCUGGACCUCAACAAGAACGACAGGAACCUGGUGAGGAGCAGCUGUGAUUGGCUGGAGGGGAAGGACAACCAGAAGAACCCCACCAUCAGGAGGAGGACCAAGAGCUUUCUAGAGUACCAUCGAGAAGAGGACGCCCCGAACAGCCCCGAUAAAGACACGCAGCCCGAGGAGAAGCACCUCCUGCCCAAACUAGAGGCGCAGACGUGGGCUAAAGAGAACCACGUGGAGGCGCACCUCACCCUCCCCCAGAACCACCUGCUCCUGCUGGCCAGCGAGGAAGAGGAGGAGGACGAGGAGAGUCCUGGAGAGACGCUGGAGGUCCACCAACACUCGCUCCGGCCCAAUAACGAGCGCCUCAGCCGCAUCAGAGACGGAUCUCUGCUCAGGAGUCCGUUACGCCUGAAACUGAGAGGAGACGAGCCGGAGGAGUCGCCCGAACGCCUGUCCAGAGCCGAAAAACAGGAGGAGGAGGAGGACUCCAGCUGGACCACACUGUCACAGGAGAGUCCGUCCGAGGAGACGCCUCAGGACACAGGUGUUUGGGAAGAGCCUCCUCAGGUUCAGGACGUGUCUCAGGAGUAUUUCUGGCGUAUUUCAGCCGAUUCCACUCCUCGAGAUCAGCCCGUGGCCGGCGACGCCAACUCUGACCAGGAGGCGGAGUCAGGGGUGAAGGGGGCGUGUCUCCCCGUGCCCUGCACUAAAGCACAGACUGAGCGUCCCAGCAGUAUCGUGUCGGACAGCUCUGUUGAACCCGUUCCUUCAUCAGCAGCCUCUUCACCCUCCUCUUCCUCGCUGUGUUAUGAGACGAUGGGUCGCGCCGCCGGGUUACUCAACAACAACUACCUGGACCUGACAGAGACAUGUGAGUCCCGCGAGCGAGAGAGUGUAGGAGCUCAGGGCGGCCCGUACAGCUUCAUCAACCACAGAGCUAGAGUCCCAUCAGCCCCAGCAGACACCGUCAUCCCCAUCAACGACCCGGAGACACAGGUGUUUGCGGUGUGUUAUCUGGGCUGGCUGGAGGUGCGAGACGCAGAUGUGAGGUCAGUGAGGAGCGGCGCAGUGUUGAGCGACUGCAUCCAGCAGCUGCAGCAGCACAGAGAGACACAGAGACCGAGGACUCGAGCCAUGCUGCUGGUGCUGCAGGACAUCACUCUGACCCUCAUCGACCCGGCUGACCACACCCUCCUGCACUCUCAGCCAAUCAGCUGCAUCUGCGUCUGGGGAGUGGGGCGGGGCUUCAGCAGGUCAGUGACUCCAUUAUUAUGAAAUCUGUUUUUCAUAUUUGUGUUGUUGUUGUU
This is a messenger RNA of Carassius auratus (goldfish), 1879 nucleotides long. RefSeq names its product amyloid-beta A4 precursor protein-binding family B member 2-like. The transcript is spliced from 9 exons. Gene Ontology annotation, molecular function: amyloid-beta binding; transcription factor binding. Lineage: Eukaryota; Metazoa; Chordata; Actinopteri; Cypriniformes; Cyprinidae. The coding region runs from base 177 to 1847 and encodes 556 amino acids. Gene Ontology annotation, biological process: regulation of DNA-templated transcription. Gene Ontology annotation, cellular component: nucleus; cytoplasm. The record is from RefSeq and is a predicted model, not a curated record.